CAAGCCAGCCAGCCAGCCAGCCUUCUGCGCCUUUCUCUCGUUACCUACACUUUACGCUUCGGGCUCGUCACGCAUACGCAUACGCAUUCGCAACCCUCACAGCCUAUUCUGCUCGUUCCUCGACACUACGGCGCAUCUUCUUCACUGAAUGGUGGCGAUCCCUUCGAGGCUCGGGUGACGGGAGGAUACGGGCGUAAACGUCGACGGCAUAUUGCCAUCCUUAAUUCAUUCUAAUACUACUUACGGCUCAACGUCUUUCGCUUUUUACCAACUCAACAACUUCGCUUCGAUAUACAAUUUCCACGGUCUGGACCAGUACAUAAUCACACUUCAUCAUGAGUAGUGAUCCUACCGAAACCAAACCUAAUCCCCCCGAGCGAUCGGACUCGUCAUCCUCUUCCGUCGAAAGUCAGGAGAUACACAACCCCGUACCGAUUCGACCACGCUUGCCUAAUAGAAAGAGCAGCGGUACUCUUAUAGUUCCUCGAGAUUCCAACCAAGUCGGACCUCUAGAACCAGAACUUGAGCCGGAUGAUGUUAGAGCGAUGAGUCCUCGUAGAACGAGCGAGGACAUUGAGGUUAUGGGGCGCGAGGCACGCGAAGAGCUUCACAAACAUGCGAGAGCGCUACAAGAUUCGCUCCUCAUGAUAUUUAACCGGAUAGAGGCGGUCAAGGAGGAACACGACAAGUUGGAUAGCCACAACAAGUUCCUACAGAAAUAUAUUGGUGAUCUGAUGAGCACGAGCAAGAUAACCGCUAGCAAUAGGGGUAGGAAAUGAGUGAUCACUACAGUAGUGGCAGUGGGGAGGAGCAAAACUUGGCAGCCCUGUAGCCGCCAUGCCGCGACAAGGGCGCUUAUGAUACCCAUAUCGAUUCUGCGAUUCCAAAUCGCCUGUGGCACCGACGGAAUUGAAUUCGGACGAAUUCUACGAUACAUCACCAAACGAAGUUCGCUCGGUAGCAUUUUGUCGCUUAUUUAUAUCCUAGUGGUUCGCCCCAGUCUCACGUCUGGGCCAACUCGCUUUGGGGGGGAUUCGAUUCUGCGCGUGUUAUCAUCAACAGUG
Messenger RNA from Annulohypoxylon truncatum, 1064 nucleotides. RefSeq lists its product as uncharacterized. The transcript has 2 exons. The record is from RefSeq and is a predicted model, not a curated record. Gene Ontology annotation, cellular component: trans-Golgi network. Lineage: Eukaryota; Fungi; Ascomycota; Sordariomycetes; Xylariales; Hypoxylaceae. Bases 336 to 779 code for a protein of 147 amino acids.